AUGGGUCAAGAUCAAAGUAUGUUUUCAAAAUUGCCGUUUAACUCGUUCGAGAUGUUGGCGAUGACAUGGACCCAGUUUGUUCAGCUUAUCAUAGAUCUUAAUAAGAGGUGUGCGGAACUUGCUGAUGCUAGAGGAAGACGUGUGUUGUUUGCAAUCAAGAAAGGCAGUGCAGAUACUUUUUUAUGGAAAUUAACCGUACGGAUUUGCUCAUUAAAAAAUAAUGCAAAAUCAGCGGAUUCCUAUCGCGUGUUCACAUUUGGGCAGUUUCUCAAUCUUCGGAAGUCAUUGAAUUAUUUGCUGGAAGAUGCGGCUCUAGAAACGUGCGAAGUACUUUUUCGAGAACAUUCUCCUGAUUCACAUCACCAAAGAAUCUGCAAUUCAGGCACAUGUAUAAUUUGUAUGGAACGCACACCAGAUGUAAUCCUACCAUGUGUGCAUGCUUACUGCUCACUGUGCAUUGAGCAGUGGAAAGCAAUAGAGAAAGACUGGUGCCCUCUUUGUCGUCAUCCUUUACAACUUGAUGGAAGUGAUACUUGGGUGGUUCCGGAUCAUAUCAAUAAGGAGGAAUUACGACAUUAUUUAAUGUCUCUUACGGAAUCUCGGUAA
Molecule: messenger RNA, 606 nt
Organism: Thelazia callipaeda (thelaziosis nematode)
Lineage: Eukaryota; Metazoa; Nematoda; Chromadorea; Rhabditida; Thelaziidae
Source: the annotation of a GenBank genome assembly